AGCCCAGGUCGGAUUUCCUCCGAGGCUGGCGAUCGGCGAGGUUCCCACCUUCGCCUGGAGCUCGCUGCGGCUGCCGUGCCCCGCGCCCUCCGGAGCCUUGGACCGAUCAUGAUGUGGAAAUUCUGGCUCCCUCUCGCGCUGGUGGCCGUCGCCUGGGUCCACGCCGAGGAAGAACUAAGGAGCAAAUCCAAGAUCUGUGCCAAUGUAUUUUGUGGAGCCGGCCGAGAAUGUGCAGUAACAGAGAAGGGAGAGCCUACCUGUCUCUGCAUUGAGCAAUGCAAACCUCACAAGAGACCGGUGUGUGGCAGUAACGGUAAGACCUACCUCAACCACUGUGAGCUUCAUCGAGAUGCGUGCCUCACUGGAUCCAAAAUCCAGGUGGAUUAUGAUGGGCACUGCAAAGAGAAGAAAUCUGUAAGUCCGUCUGCUAGCCCAGUUGUUUGCUAUCAGGCCAACCGUGAUGAGCUCCGGCGUCGCAUCAUCCAGUGGCUGGAAGCCGAGAUCAUUCCAGACGGCUGGUUCUCUAAAGGCAGCAACUACAGUGAGAUCCUAGACAAGUAUUUUAAGAACUUUGAUAAUGGUGACUCUCGCCUGGACUCCAGCGAAUUCCUGAAAUUUGUGGAGCAGAAUGAAACUGCCAUCAACAUCACCACCUAUGCAGACCAGGAGAACAACAAGCUGCUCAGAGGACUCUGUGUUGAUGCCCUUAUUGAACUGUCUGAUGAAAAUGCUGACUGGAAACUCAGCUUCCAAGAGUUCCUCAAGUGCCUCAAUCCAUCUUUCAACCCUCCUGAAAAGAAGUGUGCCCUGGAGGAUGAAACAUACGCAGAUGGAGCCGAGACCGAGGUGGACUGUAACCGCUGUGUCUGUGCCUGUGGAAACUGGGUCUGCACAGCCAUGACCUGUGAUGGAAAGAAUCAGAAAGAAGCCCAGACCCAGACAGAGGAGGAGAUGACUAGCUAUGUCCAGGAGCUCCAAAAGCACCAGGAAACAGCUGAAAAGACCAAGAGGGUGAGCACCAAAGAGAUCUAAGAAGAGGCAAGUAAGCACAGUGUCUGGAGCCUGACACCUUCUCUUCCACUUCAGUGUCAAGUCCAGUACAUGAGUGUCUGCUACAAUUGCCAGAUCACAAAUAUUUGCUUGUAUAGCAAUGAAUUUUAUUUUGUUUAUUUGUUUUGCAAUAAAGGAAAUGGGGGUGGCUGGUUAGGAGGGGAGGGUCAUAACCUUGUUUCUAGGAUUGCUUUAAGAGAAACUGUAAACAGUGCCCUGGGGCUGGAGGCAAGUAGGGACCCUGCAUCCAGGUGGGCAGACCCAGAUCUGCAACCUUUCUGAGACCACAGCAUUCAGUGCCAGAGGGGACUGAGCAGACUCAGUCUCAGUCUUGAGAGGUGGGGAUGCUCAGUGGAGAAGGCAUGCCGCUUCUGGCCCUUGCCAUUGCCUCUGACAGACCUCCCGCAUCUCUGCUUCUCCUCUUGGUCCUAACCAUCAUCUCUAGAUACACAGCCAUCCUGUUAGUUACUAUGUCCCUCAGACUUGGAUGGAGUUUCUGGGAGGGUGUGCCCAAAUGAUGCAGAUAUUUACUUGUAUACUUCCAGCCCCUUAGAGACCUAACCAAAUUUUUAAAAUAAUUUUUACCAAAGGUGCUAUUUCUCUGUAACACUUUUUUUUUGCAAGUUGACUUCAUUCUGCAAUUAUCACUAUAUUAUUGUUGUUGUUUUAUAAUAUUUUCUUGUCUAGCUAUUAAGCUUUUGUAAUUAUUUUUUCACUAGUCUUACCAUUUCAGAAGUGGAAGGAGUUUGGGGUUCUUAUUAGUGCAGGGACCUCUACAAGCCAGACACCCCCUAGACCCUGCCACAUUCUAGACUAGUUGUAGCCCAAGGUUG
Molecule: messenger RNA, 1883 nt
Organism: Castor canadensis (American beaver)
Lineage: Eukaryota; Metazoa; Chordata; Mammalia; Rodentia; Castoridae
Gene: Fstl1
Product: follistatin like 1
Biological process (GO): cell differentiation; multicellular organism development; regulation of BMP signaling pathway
Cellular component (GO): extracellular region
Molecular function (GO): protein binding; calcium ion binding
Source: RefSeq, a predicted model, not a curated record